This is a messenger RNA of Otolemur garnettii (small-eared galago), 1518 nucleotides long. It is a transcript of the gene TEKT3, whose product is annotated as tektin 3. The record is from RefSeq and is a predicted model, not a curated record. Gene Ontology annotation, cellular component: microtubule cytoskeleton; nucleus; sperm flagellum. Lineage: Eukaryota; Metazoa; Chordata; Mammalia; Primates; Galagidae. The transcript has 7 exons. Gene Ontology annotation, biological process: cilium movement involved in cell motility; cilium assembly.
AUGGAGUCUUUAGGCUCCACCUUAAUGGCGACUUAUGCCCACCCGAGGCCAACCACCACCAACACCCUGCCCUCCAUCAGCACCCUGACGUCCAGCUACAGGAACCGCUUCCCCCACUCCAACUUUACCCACUCCUUGAGCCUUCCUUGGAGACCGAGCACAUACUACCGAGUAGCCUCCAACUCGCCGGGCUUGGCCCCGUACUGCACCAGAUCCCAGAGGGUGUCCGAGAGCACCAUGACUCCCUUUGUUUCCAACAGAACCACUCUCUUCACAAGGUACACCCCUGAAGAUUGGUACAGGUCCAACCUAACCAACUACCAAGAGUCUAACACUUCCCGGCACAAUUCAGAGAGACUAAGAGUGGAUACGUCUUGCCUGAUUCAAGACAAAUAUCAACAAAUAAGAAAGACCCAGGCAAACACCACCCACAAUCUGGGAGAACGUGUCAGUGACAUAGGGUUCUGGAAAUCUGAGCUCAUUCAUGAGUUGGAUGAAAUGAUUGGGGAGACGAACGCACUUACCGAUGUUAAGAAACGGUUAGAGAGGGCUCUGAUGGAGACGGAAGCCCCUCUUCAGGUCGCCCGAGAAUGUCUAUUUCAUAGAGAGAAGAGAAUGGGAAUCGAUUUAGUUCACGAUGAAGUUGAAAAAGAACUGCUGACGGAAGUUGACGCCAUUCUGUGUUGUCAAGAAAAAAUGAGGCUACACUUGGAUAAGGCUAUUGCCCAACUUGCAGCCAACAGAGCUGCCCAGCAUGAGCUGGAGAAGGACCUGAGUGACAAGCAGACGGCCUAUCGGAUCGAUGAGAAAUGCCACCACCUACGAAACACCUCGGAUGGCGUCAGCUUCUUCCGUGGGGUGGAGAGGGUCGAUGCGACGUAAGUCAGCACGCACCACGUCUGUGGCUUGGGUGUUGUUUAACUCUUUCUCUCUCCUUUCAAGAGGACGCAGCUUACAGAUUAAACCAGAAAGCGCAGUAGACAUGAGAAGGUGAGAUACGCCCAGCUGAGGAAUGACAUUGAAAACCUCCUGGUUGUGACUGCUAACGAGAUGUGGAAUCAGUUCAACAAAGUGAACUUGUCUUUCACCAAUCGCAUCGCCGAGACUACAGACGCUAAAAAUAAGAUUCAGGUUCACUUAGCCAAGACCCUGAACGAGAUUUUCCAGACUGAAAUGACCAUAGAAUCCAUCAAGAAGGCCAUCAAAGAUAAGACUGCCUUCCUGAAGGUGGCUCAGACCAGGCUGGACGAGCGUACGAGGAGGCCAAACAUAGAGCUCUGCAGAGACAUGGCCCAACUGCGCCUUGUUAACGAGGUGUACGAGGUGGACGACACCAUCCAGACCCUGCAGCAGCGCCUGAGGGACGCGGAGGACAGCCUGCAGCAGUUGGUACACAACAAGGCCACCCUGGAGCACGAGCUGGCCAUCAAGGCCAACACCCUGUACAUCGACCAGGAGAAGUGCAUGAGCAUGCGGAGGAGCUUCCCCACCACCCUGCGGCUGGUGGGCUACUGCUAG